Racocetra fulgida is the source of this 1452-nucleotide messenger RNA. NCBI's taxonomy places the organism in Eukaryota, Fungi, Glomeromycota, Glomeromycetes, Diversisporales, Gigasporaceae. The record is from the annotation of a GenBank genome assembly.
AUGUUUUACCGCCCCCCAAAAAAGAAUAGAAACGAAAAUAUAACACCUGAAAAGUUUUUGCUUUCAGAGUUAAUGACAAUAGAAAUUCAAGCGGAUUCUGUUUCGCCUCCAAGCAAAACAAUCCAAGAGGAUUCUGUUUCGUCUCAAAACAAAACUACGAAUAAAAUAAGAACGAAAAUAAGUGAACAAGCUUCAACGACCCUAAACGACAUUCCUUUAAUAAUAGGCGACAUUUUUAAUGAUGGCAACUUAUGUGACAAUUCGGACAAAGAUAUUGCCAGCAAGAUACAAUCCAAAGUUAAAGAAAAGAUACCCGCAAUUCUUCAAAAAAUCUCUAUUAAAAUAUCUAAAAAUUAUGCGAAUUACGUGCAUAAUAUACUUUCUGCAGAAAUUUCUCCAGUAAUAACCCUUAAAACACUUAAAAAACUUCAAACAGAGCAUACAGAUAUACAGCUUACUACAAACAUGAAUCCUUCAAAAGAUAUUCAAACAGAGCGUACAGAUAUACAGCUUACUACAAACAUGAAUCCUUCCAAAGAUAUUCAAACAGAUAUACAGCUUACUACAAACAUGAAUCCUUCAAAAGAAAUAAAACCUCGCAAGAUCAAACAAAUAAUAUUUGCUGAGAUACGUAUUGAAAUUGCUAUUAUGUUACUAGAGGAACUUUUCACCAUAAUGUUGGAAAAAUUUUGUAACCAAUUGCAAGAAGAUAUCUUAACCAAGAUUGUACCUAAAAUCGAACCAAAAAUUGCCAAUGAACUUUCCAAAAAAAUCAAAGAGGAAAGUUUUGAAAAUAUUCGAGAAGAAAUUGAAAAAUCUUUUUAUAAACUUCUUCAAAAAGUUUAUUAUAAUUUAGGAAUAUAUGAUAAUGAAGAUGAUUCCGAUCAACCAGGAAGUUCUGAUAGGCAAAAAACUUCUAAUGAAGGAGCAAAUUUUUCUGAAAAUAUACUAAAUGAUAAGAGCACAAUGAACUUUAGUGUUAAUAAAAUCAGAAACGUCUUGUAUAAGACAACGAAAGAUAUUAUAAACCCAACAAAAGAUAAAUUAGAGAAUAAUCAUAAUAAUCAUAAGCCCAUAGAUACCCUACUGGACGAUACAUUAAAGAAUAAUCAUAAGCCCAUAGAUACCCUACUGGAUGAUACAUUAGAGAAUAAUCAUAAGCGCAUAGAUAUCCUACUGGAUAAUACAUUAGAGAAACAUCGUAGGCGCAUAGAUAUGGAACAUCUCAUAUUUGUCAUGUGUGCAGUAAUUGACAGCGAAUCUUUAAUAUUUUUGGAUGCCAUAUCAAGAGAAUACGUUGAAAGAAUAAGUAAUCAUAUAGUUAAAAGAAUAAAUGAUCCUAAGAAAGAAGAGUAUGUUAAGAAGCAAAUUAAAACGGUUAUUUUAAUUAGAAUAUUGAUAGAAAUUAUUUGUAAGGAUAUUCCACUUAUUGUUAUUAUGGUAUGUCGAUAA